AUGGGUACGGAAUCCUCAUUAGGAUCAAAUUGUAGAGCUCUGAACAAGACUCCUACAUCAAAAACGAUACGCGCAACUGCAAAACACGAACUGCCGCUACCUUUCAUACCUUGUCUUCUUCAAACCACGCCAGAAGACUGCAUGCAGUCGUCUGGGGCACCACCUGACUGGGACGCCCUGACACAAAUAGGACAGUUACUCUGUAGCCGUUCCAGUCAUCGGACUAAUCAAUCGCCACUCAAGCGUGGAUAUGUUCGCCGACUCAGACGUGAAAAAUCAGAUGCGUCCAGCAUAGUGGUGGUAACAAGCUCGCAUCGCAUGCCGGAUUUCCAACCCUGCCAAGGAACUUCUACUACUUACCGCAAACUGAAUUUAGUGAGAUUGUUUGAGUACUAUUCCCGCAUAUUUAUUGUUACACAGUUUGGGCAUUGCCGUGGUUAUUUGGCUGCUCACGCCGCUUUGGGCUUGCGUGCUGGGAGGUUCUUUAUUCCUGAGAAGUCGAUGUCCUCAGCUGAGUACCAAGCCUCCAUAAAUUCACGUUCCUUCUGUUCAUGCUUAGGCUGGUAUGUAGACACUAGAUCAGUCGAAUUCACGUCCGUCCUAGACAGAAUCAAGACCACUGGAAUUCACACUCAAGCCGAAGAUGAAUCAGCAAGUCAGAGGGCCGAAACGGGUAACGCAUGA
Molecule: messenger RNA, 684 nt
Organism: Opisthorchis viverrini
Lineage: Eukaryota; Metazoa; Platyhelminthes; Trematoda; Opisthorchiida; Opisthorchiidae
Exons: 5
Coding region: 1-684 (227 amino acids)
Source: RefSeq, a predicted model, not a curated record